UGGCGAACUUCGUUGUCUUUUCCAGCGCGCAUCUCUCCUCUUCCAAGCCCAGGGCUUGUCUCCCUUCCCAAACCCUCUUUCCCUCCAAUUUUAACUUCCGAUUUUGCUCUCACCUACCCUGAAGGAGAUGACCUCCACUACCGCCCAAGUCCACAUCCUCGCCGCGCCUGGGUUAUCUUCUCCGUCCUCUACAAAACCCACCAAUCUCUCUCCAAGAACAGUCUUCCUUGGCCAGAGAUUCAUCAGAACGAACCCGCUCAACCUCACAAUUUCAGCUUCAAGAGUAGAUGUUUCGACCCAAGCAAAAGCCAAUCCAAGUGGGGAGCAGAAAUGGACCCAUGAAGGCUACGUGACUGAAUCGCUGCCCAACGGUAUGUUUCGGGUGCGCUUAGACAAUGAAGAUGGGAUCAUAGGGUAUAUUUCGGGCAAGAUAAGAAAGAAUUUUGUACGGAUACUUCCAGGAGAUAGAGUCAAGGUUGAGAUUGAAAAGCCAUGGAUGCAAUAACAGUAGCCACUAUCAUCAAGUUGCCUCGAGUCCUUUCCAACCAAUAGCCCUGGUAAUCUAAGUACUUGUCCAACACGGUGGGCUUUGGUGGUGGUUGUGGUGGAUCUCUUUUUUCUCUUGUGGGUGCAGUUUCUGCUGCUUCAUCUUGAAUUGGCAUGGUUCUGAGUUCUGAUGGAUGGUCUAUCUCCAUGAUUGGUCUCUCUCAGAACUUGUUUAGAGAGAUUUUCUUCUGUGUUGGUGGAUGGCUUCCACAAAACUGAGUAAACCAAAGGGCAUGUAUGUCUCAUAUGUCUAUUCCAGAUUGUGUUUAAAUUUCUCAGCUUAGCAUUGACCUUGCUUAUAUUAAAAUUCCAAUGGCUUCGUAGCAAAAUCGCUCGAUGGUGACUGACAAGGAUUUGUACAAUUUUAAAGCAAUACCUCCUCCUAUGCUUAUAGAGAUCUUGACAGAGUCGCAAACCAACUGUACCUUAUAGCAAUUUAUCAUGUUAGAAAACAAUUGAAUAAAUAAUUUGACCAGACCAGUGCAUAUUUCUAGAGGCAAUACACUGACUGUUAACAAAGAUAUACAAGAGGUAUGUAUGUGGCUUUCUGCCGCUGAAUGCCAUACUUUCAUUUCAUUGUAUCUCUCAACUUAAAUAGAUAUUUUAUUUUUAUUUGGAAAUCACCAUUUUACCAUUCCUUCA
This is a messenger RNA of Hevea brasiliensis (rubber tree), 1188 nucleotides long. RefSeq names its product translation initiation factor IF-1, chloroplastic. Bases 128 to 505 code for a protein of 125 amino acids. Gene Ontology annotation, biological process: translational initiation. Gene Ontology annotation, cellular component: cytosol. Gene Ontology annotation, molecular function: translation initiation factor activity; RNA binding; ribosome binding. The record is from RefSeq and is a predicted model, not a curated record. The transcript is spliced from 2 exons. NCBI's taxonomy places the organism in Eukaryota, Viridiplantae, Streptophyta, Magnoliopsida, Malpighiales, Euphorbiaceae.